Molecule: messenger RNA, 1857 nt
Organism: Strongylocentrotus purpuratus (purple sea urchin)
Lineage: Eukaryota; Metazoa; Echinodermata; Echinoidea; Camarodonta; Strongylocentrotidae
Product: calponin homology domain-containing protein DDB_G0272472-like
Exons: 3
Coding region: 1-1857 (618 amino acids)
Biological process (GO): protein ubiquitination
Cellular component (GO): BRCA1-BARD1 complex
Source: RefSeq, a predicted model, not a curated record
AUGCCCUCAGAUAAGGAUCAGUUGCAGUGGCUUGACCUCCUACGUGGAUGCCUUAACGAAGGUAAAAGAACGUUCGCAACGAUAUGCACGAAUCUAGGAUGUACAUGUAGGAUGCUCUAUGAGAAAGCCAAGAAAGACGCAAAAGAGGCGAAAGAAGCAAAUCAGAAGAUCGUCACAGAGGUCGAAGAGCGAAAACAGGAAUUAAAGAAAAGAAGAGAGGAAGACAGAGCAAGUUCUGAAAAAGAGAAGCACUUAUUAGCAGCAGAUGUGACGAAGAAACUUGAGUCUAAGCAACAGCAUGUAGACACUUUGAUGGCAACCGUACGGGAGAAAGAACGAAAUGAGACGACUCUGACACAACAAGUUGAGGAGCUAAAGAAAGUAGGAGAAGAAAACAGAGCAAGAGCUGAAAAGGAGAAGCGCUCAUUGGCAGCAGAUGUGACGAAGAAACUUGAGUCUAAGCAACAGCAUGUAGACACUUUGAUGGCAACCGUACGGGAGAAAGAACGAAAUGAGACGACUCUGACACAACAAGUUGAGGAGCUAAAGAAAGUAGGAGAAGAAAACAGAGCAAGAGCUGAAAAGGAGAAGCGCUCAUUGGCAGCAGAUGUGACGAAGAAACUUGAGUCUAAGCAACAGCAUGUAGACACUUUGAUGGCAACCGUACGGGAGAAAGAACGAAAUGAGACGACUCUGACACAACAAGUUGAGGAGCUAAAGAAAGUAGGAGAAGAAAACAGAGCAAGAGCUAAAAAGGAGAAGCGCUCAUUGGCAGCAGAUGUGACGAAAAAACUUGAGUCUAAGCAACAGCAUGUAGACACUUUGAUGGCAACCGUAAGUGAGAAAGAGCGAAAUGAGACGACUCAAACACAACACGUUGAGAAGCUAAAGCAAGUAGAAGAAGAAAACAGAGCAAGAGCUGAAAAGGAGAAGCGCUCAUUGGCAGAAGAUAUGACGAAGAAACGUGAGUCUAAGCAACAGCAUGUAGACACUUUGAUGGCAACCGUAAGGGUGAAAGAGCGAAAUGAGACGACUCUAACACAACAAGUUGAGAAGCUAAAGCAAGUAGAAGAAGAAAACAGAGCAAGAGCUGAAAAGGAGAAGCGCUCGUUGGCAGAAGAUAUGACGAAUAAACUUGAGUCUAGGCAACAGCAUGUAGACACUUUGAUGGCAACCGUAAGUGAGAAAGAGCGAAAUGAGACGACUCUAACACAACACGUUGAGAAGCUAAAGCAAGUAGAAGAAGAAAACAGAGCAAGAGCUGAAAAGGAGAAGCGCUCAUUGGCAGAAGAUAUGACGAAGAAACUUGAGUCUAAGCAACAGCAUGUAGACGCUUUGACGGAAACCGUAAGGGAGAAAGAGCGAAAUGAGACGACUCUGACACAACAAGUUGAAGAGCUAAGGACAGGAAGAGACAGAGACAGAGGUCGAUUUGAGAAGGACAAACGGUCAAUAGAAUUAAGCUGGAAGAAGGAGCAUGACUAUAAGGAACAGCUUUUGGAGCAACUUGAGCGUGAGACCUGGAAGCUGAGAACUAAAAUUCAACUUGAAAGUGAGAUACGAUCAGCAGAGCAGAAGAAGAAAGCAGAGACACAUCAAUGGAGUUUCAUUCCUUGGGUGACUUCUGGAAAACAAGCUCAGGGUGGCCCAUCAUCACCUGAGGAUAAUUCAACUGGAGGACUUGGAACGAGUGAUUCAAUACAAGCAGGAGAGGAGCCCCCAGAUGAUGAGUUUGCAGGCAUAUUACAGCAGAUAGCUGACGAUCUUUACGAUGAAGCCAAGAUCGACAGUCUUGGUGGUCAGCUGGGAAUCCUACAGGGUGAUAUACAGAGAGCGCUCAUGACCAAUAUGAGGUGA